AUGCGUAGGUGGCGCCUUCCUUUUUGCCUCGUUGCCUCCGAGAAAGCAAGAUGGGUCACCAGCAGCUCUACUGGAGUCACCCGAGAAAAUUCGGCCAGGGCUCUCGUUCUUGCCGAGUCUGCUCAAACCGACAUGGUCUGAUCCGGAAAUACGGACUCAACAUGUGCCGCCAGUGUUUCCGUCAGUACGCCAAGGACAUAGGCUUCAUUAAGUUGGACUAAGUGACCUUCCUUGAAUUGGUCGUCAAGACAUCUACCUUAAAGCAGAAAUAAUGCUAAUAGCUCUUUGUACAUAAAAUAAAAAAAAUCAAUGAUGAAUGUUC
Condylura cristata (star-nosed mole) is the source of this 322-nucleotide messenger RNA. RefSeq names its product ribosomal protein S29 (gene RPS29). Bases 51 to 221 code for a protein of 56 amino acids. Gene Ontology annotation, cellular component: ribosome; cytosolic small ribosomal subunit. Gene Ontology annotation, molecular function: zinc ion binding; structural constituent of ribosome. The transcript is spliced from 3 exons. Gene Ontology annotation, biological process: translation. NCBI's taxonomy places the organism in Eukaryota, Metazoa, Chordata, Mammalia, Eulipotyphla, Talpidae. The record is from RefSeq and is a predicted model, not a curated record.